AUGCAGAAGUCUGAUGUGUCCAAACGUCGAGCACGCAAGAAAGAGUGCGCAGACCUGGACGCUGAGGCUGCUUCGGCGCUUUGUGGACCUCAUUCCUCAAGUUACCGCGGACCACGCACACGACAACACUCCAGCGACCUGCAUCACGCCCCAAGCUCUGCGGAUGAGCCGGAUGAGGUGGCGUGUACCUGUUGGAUCCAUGGCUGUGCACGCGAAGGACGUGUCGAGCGCGCGUUGAACUUGCUCGAAGAUCUUCUCGAGUGCGGCUUGACCCCGUCGCUCGUGACGUACAACACGUUAAUCAAUGCGUGUGCCAAGUCGCACUAUUACGCACACAAGGCUGUCGAGCUCUACAACGAGAUGCAGGAACUGUACGACUACACGCCCGAUCUGUACUCGUACACGACGGUACUGCACGCGUGUGCCAAGCAUGGAGACUUUAUCCAAGCCGAGCAGAUCAUUCGACACAUGGAACGGCAUCAUGUACCCAUGACCGAGUUCGUGUAUAACACGCUGUUUAACGUGUACGCACGCGCUCAGUUUCGCGCUAUUGUGGACAAGGCUCCGCGGAAUCAGAAGCCAUUGCCCAAAGCUGAACCCAUUUACCAGGAGCCACUGGAAUGGGACGACGACGGGAAGGAAAUCGACUUGACACGUCCAGGAAAGAAGACGUUCUCGCUAGAGAAUGCCAACUACGAUGGACGCUUUGACGAGGAGGGCGAGGACGAGGACGAAAGGGACGAAAGGGACAGCUACAAGCUCAGUCCAGAGGCCUUGGCACAAGUGGAAGCGUUGCGUCAGCAGGAUGAGUCCAGUCACGAAGAAGUGAAGAAGGCCGAGUCGACGGCACUGGUCAAGACGGAGCGGAGUAUGGAAGUCUAUGGCCAAGAGGACGACAAGCUGUUUGCUGACAGUGAGGAAUCGCUGGACUUUGAGCUGACGCCGAUGGACUUGACAGACUUUGGCCAGUUCCAGACGCUCAACAUCAAGCGUGCGGAGGUUCGGUUCCAUGAAAUGACCUUCGAGAAGGGUCUCAAGCCGUCUCGGACGACGUUGAACUCGAUGCUGGGCGUGUACACGAAUGCGCUGCGUCUUCGCUCGGCCGAAGUCUUCAUGGACGAGACGUUCUCCAAGUUCGAGCUCAAGCCCAACAAGUUCACGUACCGUAGUAUGAUGCAGAUGUACGUGCGCGCGAAGCGGACGACUCAAGCGGAGCAGUUGCUGGAGCGUGUGCGUUCGGAGAUCGAGAGCGGAGAUGUGGAGGCGGACGAGGUGACAUUCGGCUUGCUGGUGGACAAUUACGCCAGGAAACGCUUGCUGCGUCGCGCGCUCACGACUCUGGAAGACGCAGACGCGCUGGGGCUGCAGCUGCAGGAGAAGCAUCUGAAGAAGAUCCGCGCUCUGACGGAGAAGUACGGCGUCUUUACGGAUCUCAUUUCAGAGAACCCGAACGCGGUGCUUCUCGCUAGCUCUCGCUACAAACUCAUGGAGAAGCGGAAGGUGCGUGCCCAAGUGUUGGAGUACAACCGCAAGAUCGGGAAGCGCUUUCUUCUUCCGGAAACCAUCUACUAG
Messenger RNA from Phytophthora infestans T30-4, 1572 nucleotides. RefSeq lists its product as uncharacterized. The transcript is spliced from 2 exons. The record is from RefSeq and is a predicted model, not a curated record. The coding region runs from base 1 to 1572 and encodes 523 amino acids. NCBI's taxonomy places the organism in Eukaryota, Oomycota, Peronosporomycetes, Peronosporales, Peronosporaceae. Gene Ontology annotation, molecular function: protein binding.